Periophthalmus magnuspinnatus is the source of this 2602-nucleotide messenger RNA. RefSeq names its product 14-3-3 protein beta/alpha-1. The record is from RefSeq and is a predicted model, not a curated record. Gene Ontology annotation, cellular component: cytoplasm. Bases 168 to 908 code for a protein of 246 amino acids. The transcript has 6 exons. Gene Ontology annotation, biological process: signal transduction. NCBI's taxonomy places the organism in Eukaryota, Metazoa, Chordata, Actinopteri, Gobiiformes, Gobiidae.
AAUGAGCAGUGCUGCAUUACGUAAGGCAGAUGCGUGGUUUAUAACAGGGAAAUCGAAGCGCUGGAGUAGCGGAAGUGGUACUGCCCUGAACGAUAGGCUGAUCGAGACGGAAGACUGAAUCGCCCGGAGAGAUAAAACAGAAUAAAAAUCAUCCAUACCUCUAGAAGAUGGACAAGAACGACCUGGUACAGAAGGCCAAGCUCGCCGAGCAGGCUGAGCGCUAUGAUGACAUGGCUACGGCCAUGAAGUCUGUGACCGAGCAGAGUGCGCCCUCGGAGCUUUCCAACGAGGAACGCAACCUGCUUUCAGUCGCCUAUAAGAAUGUGGUCGGAGCGCGCCGCUCUUCCUGGCGUGUCAUUUCCAGCAUCGAGCAGAAGACCGAGGGUAACGAGAAAAAGCAGCUGAUGGCCAAAGAAUACCGGGAGAAGAUUGAAGUGGAGCUGAAGGAUAUCUGCAAUGAUGUGCUUGGCCUACUGGAUAAUUUCCUUAUUAAAAAUGCAGUUGCCGCUGAGAGCAAGGUCUUCUACCUGAAAAUGAAAGGAGACUAUUAUAGAUACCUGUCUGAGGUUGCAUCUGGAGAUGACAAAAAGGUAACUGUUGGGCAUUCUCAAGAGGCAUACCAACAAGCUUUUGACAUCAGCAAGGGAGAGAUGCAGCCAACACACCCCAUCAGGCUUGGUCUGGCCCUCAACUUCUCUGUCUUCUAUUAUGAAAUCCUCAGCAGCCCAGAAAAGGCCUGCAGCCUGGCUAAGACGGCAUUUGAUGAAGCCAUUGCUGAGCUUGAUACUUUGAAUGAGGAUUCCUACAAAGACAGCACCCUGAUCAUGCAACUACUAAGGGAUAACCUCACUCUGUGGACAUCAGAAAACCAGGGAGAAGAGGGGGAGGCAGGAGAAGGGGACAACUAAAGGAAAUUGCACUGUUAAUCCACCUACACUCUUAUCUUAAACACAGACAGCUUAUAUACAUCCCCUCCACUCCAUCAGCCCCUCCCACUUCUGUAUGACAAGCAGCCUGAAUUGCUCCUGAUCAACUAGUUUUACCCCUCUCAACUUUAUUGUGAGGUGACAGGGUAAUUUUUUUCAGUUCUUAGCAGACUCAGUCACUUUGUGGAAAUAUGUUGUAUUGAGUAGUGAGUCCAUGUUGCUGAAUAUGUUUUUAUUUUGGCUUUGUAUGUACUGUAUGUAUGCUGGUUUGUGCAGAAAGAGAGCAUGUGAGUGUGAGUCUUAGAAUAACAGGUUGGGGUUGUUGUGAAUUUUAAUUGUUCUUUUCAAUUGUUGCUUUUAUCCCUGCUAUAAUUUCUUGUGCAUUUAUAAUUCCUUUUUUGCUACUUUUAUUUGUGAUUCCUCAUGCUUCUUCGAAUUUUUAUUGUGUACGGUAAUCAAGUUGGCAGUUGAUUUUCAAGACAACACUGUGAGGGUUAAUGUUCAAUUUCUCAAAAAUUCUAUUUGAAAACUGGUAAAAUCCUGUAUUCAGCUAACUGCAAUUCUGCUGUGAGCUCAUACAGAAAGGAGGCAGGCUGUAUUGUGACACUGACAUCUUGGUGUAAUCCUCCUUGAUCAUGUUCACACAACUUUCACUGUUUAAAAGUUUAAGGGACCCCAUAAAUUGUGAUUUUUAGAUUUGUUUUAGACAUAAUAUUACAUUCCACCUUCUUAGGAAUAGGCAAAGCUCAUUUUUAUUAUUUUAUUAUUAAGUAUGGUUUGUCUUUUGUAGUUUUACUCGCUGUUCAGGUGCUGCUUGAACUCAAGUACAAAAAAAAUUGUAUGUGCAUAAAUGUGGUUCUCAGUAUUUUGCAAGUUUGACUAUCAUCUGUAUGUACAACUAAAGUAAUCUUAUGAUAUUGAUGUUAUUUGAAAUUGUCUUACACACACUGUAUCAACACUGCUUGCAAAAUAUUCCUCUUCAAAGCGGUUAAUUUAAGUAUGAAUUUGCCUGGGCUGGCUUUUUCAUGUUUUCAAGUGAAUGCCAGCAAAUCUUUCUCUAACGUAAAUACAAACAGAAAUGGAGAAAUCUUGUGUGUAAAUUAGUUUCACUUUGAUAUAUAGUGUGAAUAGGCACAUAAAAAUAUCAGGGUUAUCUGAAUGCAGACAAUUUGGAUAUUUGGGAAAAGGCUCAGUGUCACAAUACCAUAACAUCACCACUACAUUCCACAUAUUGUAGUUGAAGACACCAUUCCACAUUUUAGCUGACAGUCUGUUUAUUAUGACAAUGUUCCAACGAAUUGAAUAAUCAUGUUUUGGGAAAAAAAUGAAUCCAUGUAAGUUUGUUAUUAUGCUUGAUGAAAAUGCAGUUAGUGAAUGUGGGACAAAGCCUGUCUGUAUAUCAGGUAUCUACUUGCUUUGUUUUUACUGACAAGUCUUAUGGCUUAAAAAAUAAUAAUUUGCUUCUGUAACAGUCUAUUAUUACCCAGUGCACAAAAGUGGUUUGUGAAACUUUAGAAUAGCUCUAAAAAGCGGUGAUGAAAUGGAGUUAAAACAAUGGUUGGUGUAAUUCUAGCUUUGUGUUUAUGUAUCUCAAAUCCAUUCUAGUUUCACUAUACAUGUAAGAAAUAGGAAAGUGUCAAAGACCAUUCAGUGAAAUAAAGUUUCGUUUAAGAUAA